This is a messenger RNA of Mugil cephalus (flathead mullet), 1391 nucleotides long. RefSeq names its product sulfotransferase 2A1-like. The coding region runs from base 178 to 1041 and encodes 287 amino acids. The transcript has 7 exons. NCBI's taxonomy places the organism in Eukaryota, Metazoa, Chordata, Actinopteri, Mugiliformes, Mugilidae. Gene Ontology annotation, molecular function: sulfotransferase activity. Gene Ontology annotation, cellular component: cytoplasm. Gene Ontology annotation, biological process: sulfation. The record is from RefSeq and is a predicted model, not a curated record.
AAGUCUGCUCCAGUCAUUCCAGGCUACAGACGAGAAGACACCAGGGCACCAGGAGCUCCCUGCUGAAGACGGCUGGACUUUGAAUUAACUUUACCAUUAGCUAGCCUUCAGCUGCAGCCUCAACUUGUUUCUCACUCUGCAGCAUAAGUGGAUUGCAGUAAGGUCCAGCUUUUAACCAUGACUGAGGCAGACUUAUACAUACAGUACAAGGGCAUCUAUUUGCCGUCCCUUGUGCACACUGCAUACAGCCUGAAGCAGUACGAGGAGUUUAUUUUCCGCCCAGAUGAUAUCAUCAUCGCUACAUAUCCCAAGUCAGGUACGACCUGGAUGCAGGAGAUCGUCCCUCUGGUCGUCAGCGGAGGAGACCCAGAAUCUGUUGAGAGUCUUCCAAACUGGGAUCGUGUUCCCUGGCUGGAAAUUCAUCAGACCAGUGACCUUGCCCUUUCAAAACGGCCACCCCCACGGAUGUUUGCAACACACUUUCACCACAACAUGAUGCCACCAUCCUUCUUUGAAGUAAAGCCAAAGGUGAUCUACGUCAUGAGGAACCCCAAAGAUGUGUUUACGUCCUCCUUCCACUUUAAUGGGAUGACCACCUUCCUGGUGAAUGAAAUGUCACAGAGCGAGUACCUUAAAAAGUUCCUUGAGGGAAAAGCUGCGUAUGGCUCCUGGUUCGAUCAUGUGAAGGGCUGGCUGAAUGCCGAGGAUAAGGAGAACGUAAUGUACAUCGCAUAUGAAGAGAUGAUAACGGACCUGAAGGACUCCGUGUCCAGAAUCUCUCGGUUCUUGGAGAAGCCUCUGGACGCCGACAUUGUGGAGAAGAUAGCCGACCGGUGUCUGUUCAAGAACAUGAAGCAGAACAACAUGUCCAACUACUCCGCGGUCCCCGAGGAAUUCAUGGGCCAGGCAAAGCUCGACUUCCUCAGAAAAGGAAUCGUUGGAGACUGGAAGAACCUUCUAACAGACGCAGAAGUGGAGCUCUUUGAUGCCAUUUACCAAAACAAAAUGAAAGAUGUGAAAUAUGAAUUUGCAUGGGAUUAAAAAAAAAAGAUAAAAUUUACUGGAUCAAAGUCACUCGGUCCUACCACAAGGAACAGAAAUAAGUGAAGGAGAUACAGUCCCUUAAUCAUCCCUUAAUCUGCAUUCACAUUCUGUAAAUAUUCUCCUGUGGUCAGUAGAUGUUCGUGUGGCAUUUAUGUAAAUUUAAUUUAUAGUCAAGAGAACGAACCUAAUUCUUUCAGUUGCCAUGGUAAUUUUGACAAAGUUAUGGUGGCGCACGUGGUGAUUUCACCCAAAUCAUGUCCGUUGUUUAGUUUUUUUUUUUUUUCUAUAUUGGUGUAGAUCUAUUUAAAUCAAAGCUAAGACGUGAGACAUUAAAGCAGUUGCCGUUG